ACUACGACAAUGAACCAACUUUCUUUACACUCAAGUUUGAAUCUCAUUCCUGUAAAUUAAAACAAACGACUCGAAGUUUGGAGGAUGGAACUGAUAGACGAUCUUUGCGAUUUGGAGACUAGUCUUGGUGCCAAUCAUCAUGAAAUCAUGACUCUCUCGGCCAAUGACACCUCCUUUACUACCGAUCAUCAUCAUCAGCCCCAACCUGACCAGCUCCCUAUCAACUUCACUCAUCAUAUUCAAAGCUUUCCCCAUAAUUCUGAUGAUCCAAAUCAUGAUGAUUUCUUAGUUGCUCAUUCCACAGCUCAUCUGAUGACUGGAGAUUUUCGCCAAGAAACUGGAAAAGGAAAGUCGUUUGGAGGAAGAAAGAGAAAGAUAAACAAUAGUGACAAAGAUGGGGAGAAACUAAAAGAAGUGAUCCAUGUGAGAGCUAAGAGAGGCCAAGCUACUGAUAGCCACAGUUUGGCAGAAAGGGUAAGAAGAGAGAAAAUAAAUGAGAGGCUGAGAUGCCUGCAAAAUCUGGUUCCAGGGUGCUACAAGACAAUGGGAAUGGCAGUAAUGCUGGAUGUGGUUAUCAGCUACGUUCAGUCACUGCAGAAACAAAUUGAGUUUCUGUCAAUGAAACUUUCUGCAGCAAGUGCGUAUUAUGAUUUCAAUUCACCAGGUGUGGAUGCUGCGGACGCAAUGCAACAGCAGCAGGGGACAAAUACUGCAUAUCACGAGGUACAAGAGAUGGCAGUAAGAUCAGAGAUUCAGAAGGGUAUGGAGGACUUCCUCACCUCAACAACGCAGCAUGGCCUAUUUGAGAACUGAGAGUAAGUUCAAUCUUCUUCAGAUCUCAUGCUCCUAAACCCUACAUGUACAUGUGGAGACAAUGAAACACAGGACGAUCAAUACCAUCUUCUCCACCUUCCAUGGAUCCCAUAUUACAAUAAAAUACUACUGCUUUCAUGCUUAUAUAAAUAUAUAUUUAUAUAUAUCUAGUUGCAUAUAUAUUUGUGUAGGGUGCAAAACGAAUCUUGUACUAUUGUAUAAUAACUAAACUUCAGUAAUAUUAAUUAACAGAUGAUAUUGUACUGUACUUGUAUCAUCAAUAUCACCCAUUACUGAUCA
Malus domestica (apple) is the source of this 1113-nucleotide messenger RNA. Its product is annotated as transcription factor bHLH75-like. Gene Ontology annotation, biological process: regulation of DNA-templated transcription. Gene Ontology annotation, molecular function: DNA-binding transcription factor activity; protein dimerization activity. NCBI's taxonomy places the organism in Eukaryota, Viridiplantae, Streptophyta, Magnoliopsida, Rosales, Rosaceae. The record is from RefSeq and is a predicted model, not a curated record. Gene Ontology annotation, cellular component: nucleus.